AUGUCGGACCAGAAGCAGAGCUCCGAGUCCACCCCGGACGCCAACAACAACUUACUCGGCGGUGAUCUGGAGAAGCUGAACGCGCUGGCGGAGGGUGUGAAAGCGCGACUGAAAGGAGGUUUCGGCGAUUACUACGAAGACGGCAGUCGCGGCGAUAUCAGACACCUGCAGAUGCCCAAGCUGCUUCAUCUCGUGGAGCAGGUGGAAGAGGUCAAUACCAACCUGCGCAAGCUUGACCACGCUUCGACUCACUCCAGCGCGAACAAUAUGACCGGCUACAACAGUGUGGGCAGUGCACCUGGCGGCAAGGCCACCGCUGCGCAACUGCAAGUGGUGCUCGAGCGUCUUGAUAAGCUCAACGAGAAGAACACAGACAUGGAGCAGAAGGUCAAAGAUGCUGCGAUCAAAGCCGAGACCGCACACAAGCACUCCGAAGCGACCGAGUUGGAAAAUGAAAGCUUGCGAAAGGACAUUGCGCGCCUGGAGGGCAAACUGAAAGAGGUCGGACGCAAGGCUGCGCUUCCCCCUCCAGAGCACCAGCGUCUCGAGGAGAAGGUCCAAGGUCUACAAGAUCAGGUCCAGACUGCAUCGAGCAAGGCGAAGGAAGUGACGGACCGAUUCGAAGCCCUACAAAUGCAAGUCGGACAGGCCUCCAGCAAGGCCGACGCCGCAGCAGAGAAGGCUGAUGGCGUGCGCACUGUUGUCAACAAUGCCUCCGCUUCGCGAGAUACCUAUCGUGCCAAGCAAGACCGAGUGAUGCAAUCCCUGGAAGCCAGAUAUGACGGGUUCGUCAGCCGCGUUCGUGAUGUCGAAGCCAGUACUCAGUCUGCAAACAGCAAGGCCGACUCCGCCCACAGCAGAGCCGAUGCUGCCGCGAACAAAGCUGCCAAGGCGCAGGCGCAGGCGCUCGCAAACACCGAGGCUAUCAAGAAAUCGGACGCAAAGUGUGCCAGUGUUAGUCGACAAGUUCAAGAUCUACAAGGCAAGGUGGACACAGUCGCCAUCGAGGCGGAGACUGCUUCAAGUACUGCACAGACUGCUGCAACCAAAGCGGAGACAGCGCUGAACAGAACGACCUCAGCUACCAUCGAAGCCAACAAGGCGGAGGCGGCGAACGCAGUCUCUUCGACUAUCGCAGCUCAAAUCGCCAAGCAAGAAGAGGCUGUGAAGGCGCUGGAAGGCAAAUGCACCCGGUUCGCUAGCGACAUCCAAGAUGUACAGGUUUAUCAGCACACCAACGAGGAGACUCUGAGCUCUCUACAGUCCCAGGUCGACAACAUCAAGGACAACAUCACUUCCCUCAGUACCAACUCCACUCCACAACAGGAUAACAAGAAGUACGGAGUCAUGGUCAGCGACUUGCCCAAAGACGUCACUCAGGCAUUAGUCGUCGAUUACUUCCAAGCAAGCAGCGGACCUAUCAUCAGCUCUCAGGUGAUCAAGCAGAAGGGCGGAACUACUGCUUUCAUCCUGCACUUCAAGGACGCGAGAAGUGUCUCGAACGCUUUGGCGCAGAGGGCUACAAAGAUAGACGGAAAGCUGAUGAACAUCCUGGCACUUACCAACCCUCGUAGCCCGCAAGAGCUUUUUGCUAAGGAGGCGUCGGCUGGUGCUGGUGGGAAAUGA
This is a messenger RNA of Fulvia fulva, 1626 nucleotides long. RefSeq lists its product as uncharacterized. The record is from RefSeq and is a predicted model, not a curated record. Gene Ontology annotation, molecular function: nucleic acid binding. The transcript has a single exon. Lineage: Eukaryota; Fungi; Ascomycota; Dothideomycetes; Mycosphaerellales; Mycosphaerellaceae. Bases 1 to 1626 code for a protein of 541 amino acids.